GAGGAAAGGUAGAAAAUGGUUCAUUUGUUGGAAGCUGUUCCUGUGCCUGCUGCGCACGCUGUGUUACUGAGAUGUCUCCCCCCCACCUCUCAGUUUAAGAAGACCCCCCCCAAGGUUCCCUACAAGGCCAUCGCCCUCGCUACCAUCCUCUUCCUCAUCGGCUCGCUGCUUAUCACCAUCGGGGCUCUGCUGCUGUCCGGGUACAUCGACGUCACGAACAAUGACCGGACCUGGCCUGUGCUCAUCAUUGGGAUUCUGGUUUUCCUGCCCGGGUUCUAUCACCUGCGCAUCGCUUACUACGCCUCCAAGGGUUACCGUGGUUACUCCUACGAGGACAUCCCAGACUUCGACUGAGCGGCGCGCCCUCGACGCAGAGGCCGGCCGCGUCCACCGGACACUCUCACAGCGUUUUCAUUGAGCAAAGCGAUACGGGAGCCUGCAAGAGGCAGCGCCCGACGAGUGUUCUUUACCCUGAUAGUUCAUGCAAAGCGUUAUCUCAGUGAGCAGGGGUUCAAUUAGAGAGCAGCCCCGUGGAGAAAGAGCCCCCUCCUCCACUUCACAGUCCAGCGGAAAAAGAGAUCCAGCACAAAGAAGUCACAGCUCGUUAUAAUGAAGCAGAUGCACUGAUGUUGACAUUUGUAUUUAAGAGCUGAUGUGGUUCGAAUAUUGAUGAUAAUAAUAAUAAUAAUAAUAAUAAUAAAUAAUAAUAAUAAUGCUAAUUGCUAGUAAGAGAUUCUGUCCAGUCUGUGCUGACGCAGGAGUGUCUCUGGGUUGAUGUGCUUUCCCUGUGCGAUGCUUGUCCUGUGCAGAGUAGCUGCUGUUUCAUGCAUUUCUAAGCUGGCAGGAGUUGGUUUUUUUUGCCGGCUCUGUCUGCAGCUGCGGCCAGACGCUUUGCAUCACCCGGUCUGUAGAAUGAAUUCAUUUUGCUUCAUGAAGUCGAAUAAAAGCCGCUGAGUAACGUUAACACAUCGAAUUACACGCUGCUUUGCAGCUUCCCAUGUUACCCUCCAAAUACAUAUAACUGAGAAACGAGACGUUUCCAAAUCCAGCAGGAAAUACAGCACUGCCGUGAUGGCGUCUGGUUGACUUUUGCAAUCUCAUUUUGUAGUUUCUUUGAUUCCAGUGUGAAAUAAAAGAUCUAAAUGA
Molecule: messenger RNA, 1146 nt
Organism: Polyodon spathula (Mississippi paddlefish)
Lineage: Eukaryota; Metazoa; Chordata; Actinopteri; Acipenseriformes; Polyodontidae
Product: transmembrane protein 230-like
Exons: 2
Coding region: 16-354 (112 amino acids)
Biological process (GO): synaptic vesicle transport
Cellular component (GO): endomembrane system; synaptic vesicle
Source: RefSeq, a predicted model, not a curated record